GUGUUCUGCAGCAGUAUACAGCGGUGAUCGUACGGGAGGUCUGCAGUUGGUACGGCCGCGGGCGCUGGUCCACGCUGGUUCAGUUGUGCACGCUGACGGGGACUGGAGCUGACAGUGGACGGUGGACUGACUAAAGACCCACAGAGACCCGGGAGCUUGAUGUGGCUGGUUUGUGAGGUAAAGUUUCUGUCAACCAGCUGGCUGACCGUCUUAUCGUGAUAAUUAGGGAAGGUGAACGGUGAUGACCAUACGGUGAAGUGCCAAAGGCCUGGACGGUGACAGGGAAAGAAAGUGAACUUACAGGAAGAGGAUUUCCCGAGGAAGAAAGGCCGAGGAAGCCGUACCCCUCUAAAGUUUCCAACAGGGAGGGAUCUGCGUCAGCAAAGCGUACGGGAUUGUUGUAAGGAUCCAGUGUCCGAGACGGCAGGGUGGCUGUGCCUAUCCUUUCCGCUGAAGCCGACUGUUUGCUGUCGUCUGACAGGCCAGGUGACUGUCAUCUGGACAAAGAUAGCAGAUUUUGCCUCUGCAUGAGUGGUCAGAGUGAGCCGCUGUGAGUGACGGAGCUCGCAGCUGUGAGUGGACCCGUCGGACCCGGGUGCCGCCGCCCCUCAGGACAGGAUGCCACCACGGCUCGCCGACUGGCUACUGCUGCUGCAGCUGCUGCUGCUGGCGGUGGCCAGCUCAGUCGCCUCCAGAACAGGCUCCUGGAUGAGUCUGGGUCUGCAGGGUCUGGAUGUGUGGCGCAGUCCUCAGAUGUAUGUGGUGGGCACAUCGCCCCUGUGUGCCCGAAUACCGGGCCUCAGCCCCGGCCAGAGGAGACUGUGUCAGCUGCGGCAGGACCACAUGAGCAGCGUGGGUCGCGGCGCGCGGGCCGGUAUCGCCGAGUGCCAGCACCAGUUCCGGACCAGUCGCUGGAACUGCUCCACCGUCGACGACCCGUCGGUGUUCGGGCCAGUCCUCCGAAUACCGUCCCGGGAGGCGGCGUUCGCGCACUCGAUCGCCGCUGCCGGCGUGGUGAUGGCUGUGGCCCGCUCCUGUCGGAACGGGAAGCUCACAGCCUGUGGCUGCUCGAAGGCAGGGCGACCGGCCGACCUCGACCCCGACUGGACCUGGGGCGGCUGCGGAGACAACAUCGCCUACGGCUACAGGUUCGCUCGGACGUUCGCCGACAUCCGUGAACGGGAGCGAAGGUUCCGGGCCGGCUCACGGCGACAGGCGCGGGCCCUGAUGAACAUCCACAACAACCGGGCCGGUGCCAAGUCGGUGAUCAGCCUGACAAAGGUCAACUGCCGGUGUCACGGCGUCUCCGGGUCCUGUUCGGCCGUCACCUGCUGGCAGAGGCUGCCCGCCUUCAGGGAAGUCGGGGACAUGCUCAAAGACAAAUACGACGGUGCCACGAAGGUGCGAGUGACGCGUCGAAGCAAGCUGCGGGUGCGCAACAAGAGCUACCGGCAGCCGACCGCUGAUGACCUGGUCUACAUCCGGGAGAGUCCCGACUACUGCCGGAGAAACGCCACCCUCGGCUCCUCAGGGACCGCCGGCAGGACGUGCGUGCGUGGCUCCAAGGGCACCGACGGCUGCGACCUGCUCUGCUGCGGCCGAGGCUACAACACCCAGCGGGUGACCGUUACCGAACGAUGCCGGUGCAAGUUCGUCUGGUGCUGCAAAGUGCAGUGCCAAGCGUGCACGCGUCGAAAAACACUGCACACAUGUAAAUAGUUUAUCACCAAGUUGGAGGGAACUCAGAGCUGUGCAUGUAUAAUGAUGGAUGCACAAGCUGCCAUGAGCAAUGGUGCGCUCCAGCGACCAGCAGAGUGCGUUAUGCACGCCGGCGGCAUCAGGGCAGUAUUAGGACGUCUCACGUUUGCACUCAGCCCGACUUACUUGUACGUGAGAGUUCUAUGACGCCGAGCCACCCUAAUAACACCAGUGGAACACCGAUAUGAAGUGCUGAUGGCGUCAGGCGCUGUGCUGCAUGCCGAAAACGAACGGCGCAUCAGAACACGAUGAUGGUUAGCGAGACUAGUGAAGUGCCCUUCUUUCAGAGACGAAUUGUGAAGGGACAGUGUAGGAACAGUGCAGGAACAGUUGAGCUACCAGACGCAGAUAACGCUUCUGUGAAUUUGUCAGCGGAAGAUGCCGUUACGGCGGAUAGGUAUGUCGUUGUAAGGCGCCGUUACAGUGGACCUGCAAGCUAGAGGUGUUUUUACACAUACCUACAGUUUAUAGCGGAAAGUGUCGUUACAGAGCAACAAUUAGCUGUGGAUGCUGUUUUAGCUAUAUGCAGUGACGGAUGUCGGUACAGUGUGUGUCAGUUUCGUGCCGUUAUAAUGCAGCGGUUCUGAGAUACAUCAGUAAAGCAAGACGUGUCUAUCAAGUUUCAUAACGUUUGUGAUGUAAGUUCUGAUGGAUGGUGCAAACAAUAGGUAUGUCUGAGGCCGAAACGGGCGACACCAGUGGAUGAACUCGGCCUGUCGACAGUUGUGGCUAAUAUUUGACAUAGUUGAAAGGAUUCAGGCGCCCCUUGUGAUUUGUAUCACAUCUAAAUCGGUUCCACGUCACUAUGUGUUGGCAUCUUAAAAAGUUUUUUAUGUAACUAAAUAACAUAGUUGCGACAGUUAGAUAAAGGGCACGUAUGAAGCAAUUGGUAUUCUGCAAUAUCCACUCAGUUUCGAUUCUCUAAAUCUUUACUGUCAUGAUAAGGUCCGUUUAACGUUUUAUAGUUACACUUGUUAGAGGCGAUAACUGAUUGAAAUAGAUUUGGCAAUGCUGCCUUUUUUGUUCAAUGGCAUUGUUGUGGUGCAGAGUGAAUUUGUUUUGGGUCUCAAUGUGUUCGCUGUUAUCAUACCUACCACCACGCUAUGCACUUCUGUGCGUUGUCUGAGACUGUAUAAACGGUAUUGUCCUUGUCUGUCGCUGAAUUGUUUUUCAUAUGCCGUGAGCUGAUUUGUAUAAAAAGGACGUAAAAUAAUAAUAGUUUUUAUCGUGUCCUUGUUUUAGUGUUUUACGUACCUAUGCCGUGAGCUUAUUUGUAUAAAAAUGUCGCAAAA
This is a messenger RNA of Amphibalanus amphitrite, 3050 nucleotides long. RefSeq names its product protein Wnt-5b-like. The transcript is spliced from 8 exons. Gene Ontology annotation, cellular component: extracellular region. Gene Ontology annotation, biological process: cell fate commitment; multicellular organism development; neuron differentiation. The coding region runs from base 619 to 1719 and encodes 366 amino acids. Gene Ontology annotation, molecular function: cytokine activity; frizzled binding. The record is from RefSeq and is a predicted model, not a curated record. NCBI's taxonomy places the organism in Eukaryota, Metazoa, Arthropoda, Thecostraca, Balanomorpha, Balanidae.